AUGAAGAAUGUGCGUGCUUUUAAAGUUGUGAAGUCGUGUCCCUUGUGGGCCACCGUAGGUUUGCGAUAAUGCUCAAACAAGUUUGUUAAGAUCCAAUCCAAUGUUGCGCUUCCUCUUGUUGAGGCUAAUUACCAAUUGUCGAAGGUUAAAAUUAUUACUCAAUAUCCGGAAAUUGAAACGAUUAAUAUCUCCAACCGAGAAUAUUCCAGCGUUUGGAUUUUUAUCAAGAACAAUGUCCAAAGAUGAGAUUAGAUACUCAGCGAGACCAGCCUCGUCAUCGAGUGGAGGGUGGUAAAUAAUACAAAUAAUUAUGCACGAAAAACCGCGUGGGAGUCUGAGUGGGCGAAGAUAUAACCAAAGACAUUCGAAUAGUGGGUUGUCUAGUUCUUCGAUAAUUGUAAAACCGAUGGAAGAUUUAAUAAACGCAAAGACACCACCACCUCUUUUAUGCAUAAUACGAUCUUUAUGGAUUAUUGUGUAGCCAGUGAGUGACCCGAUUUUUAGAACUGUGCACUUUAAAAAUACUAAAAGUUAUAAAAACCGUUCAUUAUACACCUUCAGGAUAAACAAAUCACUCGAGUGUGCUUCUUAAUAUUGCAUCACAGAAUAAAGACACAGAAGGUCGACUCAGCCAAAAAAGCGUAACUGCUGCCACGCCAUGAUUCGUCAUCAAAAUGCUGACGUGAUAGUCCUAGCCAGUGCGCUUAUGAAAGGCAUUCACCCCCUGGACGUUCGACAUUUUGAAUAUUAUCAGGGGGGAAUGCCUCUCAUAAGCGCACUGGCUAGGACUAUGGCGUCAGCAUUUUGAUGGCGAAUUACGGUCACGCCAAAAUCUGUGAUUGCAUGCUUUCAUUUUCCGUUGAUUGGUUGAAAAUGUAUAAUAUUAAUUUCAUGAACAUUAACUUAGCAUGUUUCAUAGUAUAAAAGAUAAAAGAAAAGACAUUUUGUCUUAUCUUUUGUCAGGAACUAUAUCGAGUGCUCUACAAUCUGAAAGAUGGUACGGGAGAUUUUACCUGUAGUGGUUCUCUGCCAGAGUUGUGCUUUCCUGGUUUGUAUGGUGAGAAUAUUGGUCAUAUCUCACUGCCUGUUCGAGAUGAACAAGCUCACAAGAUCAAGGAAAUUGCCAAAAAAGUUAUUGUUGAUCUAGAAUCCCCAAAAGAUGCAACGUCUCUAAAAAUAUGGCAACUGGAUGCAAAUCAAGUCACCAUAAAGAAUGAUAAGUUUAAAGCGGGUGUUCAAAAUCUCUUUGCUGUGGUGAAGGAAAAUUUAGGUCUAAGAUAUAACGAAGAACAUAUCCAGUUUCGUUUUCACAAGAUGUUUCUUUAUGAAAAAAGCUUCCAGUGUAAAGUUUAUGAUGGCGCAGAAAGAGAUAAAGAUAUGUUUGCUUCAAUACAGAUUCAACUUCCGUCUUUGUUUGAAGGUGGCAAGAUCACUGUUUGUCAUGCAGGCAAUGAAAAAGUGUUUGAAAUGGACGGUGAAAAAUCUCCGUAUUGUUGUAAAUAUGUUGCUCUGUAUAGUGAUUGUGAAUACCAGGUAUCCGAGGUUAUGAGUGGUUAUAAACUGGCGUUGAUCUACACACUUCACUGGACUACAACUACUGAUGCACCUUCUGCAGAUACUGAAGCUACAGUAGCCAGAAACGUUGCAAAUAUUUUACCAAACAUUCGCAGUGAACAAGCACUGUACUUUUCAUGGCUUCUGUCGAAUGAGUACAAGGAAUCUGAUUUUUCAGGAAAUGGGGUAAACGCGUUGACUGGAUUUGAUGCUGCUGCGGCUAAAGCAUUGCAAGAAGCGAGUGAACAAUUAUCAGAAGAUGAACAAUAUGAAUUUCAUAUUGCCGAGAUAUAUCGAACAGUUGAUGAACAUCUUGAAUAUAACAAUGGCGUUCCAUCUUAUCGUACUGAUGAAUAUGACAUUAGUCUAAGUUCAACGUUUCAUAAUUUUGACGGCACUGAAAAAGACAUUAACUUUGACUAUUUCAGCUUUUGGGACGAUGUGAUAAAUGGUGAAUGUCCAAGUGACAGAUCCUUAACUGAAUUUGAAUCUGAACUCUGGGGAAAAGGAUCAUGUGAAUGUGAUGACAGUAUGUCGUAUCCAGGUUACAUACGAUAUAACACGUAUAACCGUUACGCCAUUUUUGCUUGGCCAAAAGCAAAUUUUGUUGAAAUCGUUGGUCGAUGGAACCACGAGGCUGCCAUUGAAUGUGUUUUUGAUAAAUUCAAUGAAGUCCAAAAUAUAAGUUCUCUUGAUCCUGCAUUUCAAAAGGCAGAGCAGUUUCUAAGAAAGUUGUUAGAUUUAGCGAUUAGUGAAAAUAUCCCAGAAAUGAUUUCGUCAGUCUUCAGCUUCUUGAUAUCAAACGUAAAGAGUGAGUCUGUCCGUUUGGCCAACAUGUUGAUCACUGAAAUUAUGACAAAAGAAAGAGACUAUUGGUCCUCAGGGUAAGUUAAUGCCAGACCUGGAAAAGAAUGGGAUCUCGGGAUCCUGAGGAAUAUUUGCUUUGGCAAGAAGAUUAAGGAACAUUUUCAUUUGAGAUUAUGGAGUGUUGUUUAGUGUUCAAAUUUUGCGCAAUAUACUACAGUACGGUCAAAUUUUCCAUAUUUUUUACGUAUUUUUAAGAAACAUUUGAAAAUGGCAAGUUCAGGAUCCGAGGGACACUAAACACUCUUUCCAUGUCUGAUUAAUGUCCAUAUCUCGGUGUAACCCGGUUUUUAAAAUUUUGAGUUAUGAAUUUAAGUUAGGCUAAUUUUAACACCAAUCGUUCAGGGGCUAGCCUGUGUAUAGAUUGUAUUAUGCUGUAAUACAGUCUGUGAAAAUUCGUGGCAUAGCAAUGUAUUGUCGACUCCCAGUUAUGCUACCCAGAUCUGGAUAGUUGAUCCUGAUUGGUCGCGACUAAACUUAACGGAUUCUGGUUGGCUGGACUUAAAUAUCAAUAUAUCCAAUUGAAUAAAUAAAAUGCAACAAAGAGUUGAACAUAACGGUAAUUCCUGAGCGUGGUGCGAUUUGUUUACGUUAUUAAAAGUCAGAACUUUGUUAAUCGUUUAACUCAGCCAAUCAGAAUCCAAUGAGUUUACAGGUAACUAUGACCAAUCAGAAUCAACUACCCAUAUAUGGAUAGCGCAGCUGGGGGUCGACAGCAAUGCCACGAAUUUUCACAGACUAUUACAGCAUAACACAGUCUGUACACCGGCUAUUAAGCGGCCGGUUGUUCAAAGCUGGAAUAGCGCUAAACAUGGGUUAAAAUUUAACCUGCUGUUUUAGUUUAUGUAUUUCUACACAUCUGUUUAUUUCAAAACUUCAGAGAAGAAAACUCCUACUGAUGCAGACAAUAUUUCUGACGAAAUAUUUCCAAAUUUUAUAAACAAGCUGUUUUAAAAGUUUUCUUUGAAUUUUGGGUUAAGCUAAUCGGCUUUCGGACAACCGGCCCCAGGAGAUUUUUGUGUUUCGUAAUUAAAUUGCUGAAACAUAAACAUGCUAACCAUUAGUGAAAAAUCUCUCUUUUAGUGAAUGUAAGAGAGAACCGUAUUGCCUUGAUGAUUCUAUGAUUCAACCACUUGUUAAACUAGUAGUUGAUCUUGGCUGGCCGUCUUUAUCUGAAGCAGUUAAGACGUUGUUCGAUUUGAGUCCAGUUUCGCAACAUGGGAGGUGGGCUGAGUUUCUUAUGAAGUAUCUUAAAGAAAUGAAAAAUGAUGAGCGUUUCGUUGAAGGAGAUGUACGUUUCAGGUCCAUUUUAACGUGCUUAGUAGAGAAAUUUGGAACUGAUGCUCAAACAAACCAACUUGAAGAUACGGAGAUAUAUCAAACAACCGAAAAUACACGAGCUGAAAAGAUUGCAAUUUUGUUGUUUCAUAUCGGUGACCAAGAGUUACUCCAGAUAUUCACUGACGGGGUUUGUGAUUACAUUCGCCAUUCCGAAGGCAGUUGUAUUUUGCAAGAGCUGGUCAAAAGCUUAAUGAGUCACGAAUUGGGUGACAACGGGUUUUGGAUCCAAUUGUUGAAGUGUAGAAUUGAACAGUUGGAAAAGAUUGAGAAGAUGAAAGUCAAACCAUUCAGUUGGGAGCAAGAAGAAGCCAUAAUAGAUGGCCAUCCUAGCGUACAAGCUUUCUUGAGAGGUCCAACUCGAACAAUGAAAUAUGAUAUUUUUACAAGUGAGGACGAAGUGAGAGGUUUUAUGUUCAAAUAUUUCAAAAGACCCUGGCCAGCGACUGAUGUCAAUGUUGAUCGUCGUGAGUACAGUGUUUGGGUUUCCAUUCCUGGUAAAGGAACAAAAGCAUUUGCUGUGCUUAAGAAAACACGAGAGUGGUAUGACAGGAAAGUUGCCAAGUUUAAUCAGAAUUUGGAUGAACUGAAGGAGCUAAGAACAUUUCUUAAAUCUGCUAUCAACAACACUAGUUCGUGA
Molecule: messenger RNA, 4396 nt
Organism: Paramuricea clavata
Lineage: Eukaryota; Metazoa; Cnidaria; Anthozoa; Malacalcyonacea; Plexauridae
Source: the annotation of a GenBank genome assembly